This is a messenger RNA of Caenorhabditis bovis, 906 nucleotides long. Lineage: Eukaryota; Metazoa; Nematoda; Chromadorea; Rhabditida; Rhabditidae. The record is from the annotation of a GenBank genome assembly.
AUGAUAGGGCAAAUUGUUGAAACCUUUGUCUUCUAUUUUUGCAUAUGUCUUCUGAUUAAAUGUUUUAUAUUUAACGUUACUCUCUUCUAUACUAUCUACAAGCAGCCAAAGAAAAGCGCCCUUCCAACAGUUUACAUUUAUAAUAUGACAGUAAUGACAAUGAUUGUCACUUAUCAGAGAAUUAUCGGCUAUGAACAUACGCUAUUUACAACGUUUUCCUAUUUUCACCCACAUUUGACCGCUUUCACGAUGACCUUGAAUCGCAUUUUUGCAUUAGUCACUAUUCGGGCUACAGUAUGGUUUUCAAAUUCAAGAAUUUGGAUUUACACGGGAAUUCACAUGACGAUCAAUUUCGUUCUGCUUUUUAUUCCAUAUUUGUCGAAAUGUAGAGUGAUGUUCGAUGCGAUAAAAAUGGCCUACAUACCGGAUUGUGCUCCGGAACGACAUCCAAUCACAAAGUUCUGCAAUACGUAUGCUGCAGUCCUUCCGUUGACCACACUUUCGCUGAAUAUCAUCAUAUUUAUAUAUUUUAAACUUCAAAGAAGCGAAUUUUACCAGCGAGUAGUAUCAUGGGGAAAAGGUAGUCGCACCUUGUACAUUCCGGAUAGUAUUCUCAAAUCGAAGAAGAGAACUGAAGCGAUGCUCAUCAUUCAGUCGUUUGUCACCGCAUUCUGCAUGUCGAUUUAUGAUUUCACAAGUAUUUGGAUUAGAUUGAAUGUGGAAUAUUAUGAAUCUUUGGAAGCCAGAUUGAAAUUGAUUAUUUAUUAUUUGCGCUAUGCGAUUAUUCCCCUUCACGUCUUCGUGGUAUAUUUUGUGUUCUCUCCGACCACAAGAAGCCUUGUUCUGGAGCAGUUCCGCGCAAAAAAGAAUCCGCGUAGCAUCUCAUUGAAUAUUGUUAGCAGUUAA